GAUCUGACUGAUUGGAUGUAUGAACUUCGAGAGAAGAGGGAAAUCCCCAGAGAGAGAAAAUACACACACAUUUAUGUGGCAUUUGCUCUUUUACAUGUGAUGAUGAUUAUUUAAAACGAAUAUACAAACACAAGCAAGCAAAAAAAAAAAAAAAGAAAAAAAAAAAAACCUCUAUGAGGAAAGUCGCGCGCUCCUCGUGAUGACGUUGAACUUAUUCAAGACAGUUUUUGCGAUUAAAAACCCUCCUAUAGCAGUUUGCUCUUGUAUAUUGAAGCGCGCCAGUCUAUUUUGCGCGCUCUUUUAUAUUUUAUAUUUAUUUUUAUAUAUUUAAUUUUUUUUUUUUUGUAUUUUCAAAGAAAAUUAACAAUUUUUAUUGUCGAAUAAGUGAAUUUUUUUGUUUAAAAAAAAAAAAAAAUAACAGUGAAAAAAAUUGUUUUUUGCCGAUUGAAACAAUGUGGUGAUAUUUUUUUUUCUGUUCGGAAUGACGUAAUAUUUAUAUAUAAUUUUUUUUUUUUUUUUUUUUGUGAAAUGGAGGGAAUUUAAAUUUUGUUUUAUUUAUUCGCAAUUAUUUUAAAACUUUGCUUUCAUAAUAAUCUCUUUAUUGAUAUUAUUAUGUGUGUUUGAACUUGUGUGAAGAGAUUUGAGACUUCUGUUUACAAAUAUUGAGUGAUUUUUUUUUUUUCUUUUUUGCAUCAUACCAAAAAUGGAUCCUUACAUGGAUUAUCAAAAAAGUGGCAUUCCCGAUAAUUACUAUAGCGCGUUAAAUGACGAGGAAGGCGAUCAUUUAUUAUUAGAUAUGGAUUCAAUUUCUACUCAAAAAACUAAUUCACUUGUCGCAAGACUGCAAGAAACUUCUAGGAAAAAGUGUACAUUAGGUGAAGAAAAAGAAGAAUCAGAUGGUGCGGGAUGGUCGGAAAAACCAAUUAAGGACUGGUGUCAAGAGGAGACGAUUAAUUGGUUAAUAUCAGCAGCUUCCCAUAUGGGACAAUCAUACAGUUCGAUACAACACAGUCUUGCAAUUCCUGGCAAAGAUCUCAUCACCCUAACAAGAAAUGAUUUUAUUGCCCACGACUCCAUUUACGGCGAACGUCUUUAUGAUCUUCUUCAUUCGCAAAGAAAUUCAAAUCUAAACUUUGACGCAUUUCCAAGACAAUCUGAAGACGAAAGCGCAACGAUGAGUUCAACUAAUGCAUCCGAAUCGGAAAACAGUAUAGAAAUCUCUACAAAACGUCCUCCUGGAAGGCCUAGAUUAUUAAAAACCAAAAAACCAUCCGGAAGUCAAGGAAAAUUGUGGGAAUUUAUAAGGGAUCUAUUGAGAAAUAGAAAAACAUGUCCAAGCCUUAUUUGCUGGGAAGAUUAUUCCCAGGCGAAAUUUCGAUUCGUCAGGAGUGACGAAGUUGCCAAACUUUGGGGAUCUCGUAAAGGAAAUACAAAAAUGACUUACGAAAAACUUAGCAGAGCUAUGAGGUAUUAUUAUAAACGAAAAAUAUUCCUUCCGGUUCUGGGAAGAAGAUUAGUUUAUCAAUUUGGACCCAAUGCCACUGGAUGGCAAACGGAUAAUCCUAAUUUCCGUUAUUGAAUGCAGAAAAAGAAAAAAAGGAAAAAUUCGAUUUUUUCAUGAUUUGUACUUAAUUUUCGAGACAAAGAAAAAAAUACACAUUACUUCAUGAUAUUGUAAAUAGUUUAUAUAUAUUUCCAAUAAAGAGUUAUAUUACAAUA
Molecule: messenger RNA, 1719 nt
Organism: Leptopilina boulardi
Lineage: Eukaryota; Metazoa; Arthropoda; Insecta; Hymenoptera; Figitidae
Product: ETS homologous factor-like
Exons: 7
Coding region: 704-1579 (291 amino acids)
Biological process (GO): regulation of transcription by RNA polymerase II; cell differentiation
Cellular component (GO): nucleus
Molecular function (GO): DNA-binding transcription factor activity, RNA polymerase II-specific; sequence-specific DNA binding
Source: RefSeq, a predicted model, not a curated record